CGUAGUAUAAUACAGCUAUAGUUAUCAAACCCCCGUUCCUGAUGCAUCAUUUCCACCAUUCACCAACACAAGACAACAUCAUUAGCACAAACCUCUACUUGUCCGUUUCUUCAGACCUGCACUGCACAAAGAGUUAGACUCAGCUCCAACUUCUCUAGCUUGGUUUAUAUAUAUAUAUAUAUAUAUAUAUAAACAAAGCCUCAUAUCAUCAUUUGGUUUUUCCUUUCCUUUUCAUAUCAUUCCUCUUUUAUCCCCCAUAAGAAUCAUUGUAUGGUAAAAGAUGAGGCAUUUUUAAUCCAACACGCGCUUAUUUGCUAUCACACAUAAAAAUUGUCAUAUCACCUAUUCAACUAUGAUGGACACCAUGGAAUCAUGUGUUCCCCCCGGGUUUCGGUUUCAUCCAACGGAUGAGGAGCUCGUAGGGUACUAUCUAAGGAAGAAGGUCGCGUCGCAGAAGAUUGAUCUUGAUGUUAUUAGAGACAUUGAUCUCUACAGAAUUGAGCCAUGGGAUCUCCAAGAGAGGUGUCGAAUCGGAUGUGAAGAGCAGAAUGAAUGGUAUUUCUUCAGCCACAAGGAUAAGAAGUAUCCGACUGGAACGAGGACCAACAGAGCUACCAUGGCUGGGUUUUGGAAGGCAACCGGGAGAGACAAGGCUGUGUAUGAUAAGGCAAAACUCAUCGGCAUGAGGAAAACCCUCGUUUUCUACCGAGGGCGGGCACCAAAUGGACAGAAAACUGAUUGGAUCAUGCAUGAAUACAGGCUCGAAUCCGAAGAGAACGGUCCUCCACAGGAAGAAGGAUGGGUAGUAUGCCGAGCAUUCAAGAAGCGAACGACAGGCCAAAGCAAGGGCAUUGAAGGGUGGGACACGGCCUACUUCUACGAGGAAGCAAGCGGUAUGAGCUCGGUUGUGGAUCCAAUUGAUUACGUUACAAGGCAGCCCCAGAACUUUUUAGCUCAGAGUUACAUGUGCAAGCAAGAGAUAGAAGCGGAUAAUUUGAAUUUCAUGCACUCUUCUGAUCAAUUCAUACAGCUUCCUCAGCUAGAGAGCCCAUCUCUGCCAUUAAUAAAGAGGCCAAGCUCAUCCAUAUCUCUGUUAUCAGAAAAUAAUGAGGAAGAAGAACAAAUCAUCAGAGGGUGCAACAACAGUAGUACCAACAAGAAAGUGACCGAUUGGAGAGCUCUUGACAAGUUUGUUGCUUCCCAGUUGAGUCAAGAGGACAGAUAUGAGGAUGAGGGAGUGUCAAGCUUUGGAAUGCAUAAUGAUUCGGAUACGGCGCCAUUGCUGUUCUUGCAGAGUGGUAGAGAAGAAGGGAUCAAGUUAAAUGGGUUCUUGAGUUCAAGCCCGGAUCGUGAUAUUGGAAUUUGCAUAUUUAAUAAAUGAAGAGAUCGAGUUGAAGUAAAAAAGAGGUUAUAUAUAUAUAUAUAUAUAUUGAUAUAUAUAAUUCUUGAUUUGUAAGGGUUAAAGAAUCAUGAAGACAAUAUAUAUUCUGUAAAAAUAUGGUUGUGAAUUAUAUAAUGACUACUGAGUGAAGAAAAGCCUCCU
Molecule: messenger RNA, 1543 nt
Organism: Cornus florida
Lineage: Eukaryota; Viridiplantae; Streptophyta; Magnoliopsida; Cornales; Cornaceae
Product: NAC domain-containing protein 37-like
Exons: 4
Coding region: 353-1381 (342 amino acids)
Biological process (GO): regulation of DNA-templated transcription
Molecular function (GO): DNA binding
Source: RefSeq, a predicted model, not a curated record